AUGAGCGCCACUGCCAUCAUAGCCGGCAAUGCGGCGCAGAGCCAGAACCCGGCCCGCAACAAGCUCGAAUUGAGGCGGAAGACCUUGGCAUCCACGAAGAAGAGAUCUCGUGGCGGCUGUCUGACUUGCAAGCAAAAACAUGCCAAGUGCGAUGAGGCGAGACCAAGCUGCCGAAAUUGUAGCCGAAAAGGCCUCACCUGCGGCGGUUACUCGCGAGGGUUCACCUGGUCUUACAAGCAUCAAUCGGGACCUCGCACGGCAGAGGCCAAGCAGGUGAAUAGACGAUCAUCACAAUCAACGGAAAAUGAAAAGGACUACGCACCAAGCCCGGCGUCAUCCAAGGGUGACGCGCCCCUGGUGGACAGCAAUUUCGCAUCGUCCCUGCUACCCUUCGACGAUGCCUUCUACGCCUCCGAUGACUGCCAGCCAAUAUUAUCCCAAUACUGGCCGCCCGCAAGCGUCUUUGCGAACGAAGAUGCCCUGGCCUGCCUCGAUCGAUCUAUGGGACUACCACCUAACCCUUGGCCACUUGACUCAUCCGCGUCGGAGCAGGUGUCGUUUCCUCGCGGCUUCCGCGUAAGCCAAGAUAUUCCUCUACCCACGCCCCUCAGAGGUGGACCUGAAACAGUAGAUAGGCUUAUAACCAACUGGUUUGAGCAAGUCUGUCCCAUAUGGUCAGCAUUUGACUCUUGCUUCAACCAAAACAGGAAAAUAGCAUCCGAGCUGAUGCAUCACUCCGCCGCCGUCUUCAACACUCUCCAGAGCAUGUCAGCGAGCUAUCUUUCAGCAAGGCUGCCUCAAAUGAAGCGGCCGGCACUUAGAUUGCUGAAGACUGCCACCGCAACUAUUCUUUCUGAAGCCGAUUCACUACGGGGAAGGGAUAUUCCCAAUACAGUCCCAACAGGACUCCUGUUUUCUCUCUUCUGUGUCGGAACAUCCGUGUGUUGGCUGGAUGCGAGCCGUCUUGGGCUACCUUUUCUCCAAGAAGCCAAAUGUCUACUUCAACGCCUGUCUUGGCAGGAUAUCCCUCGUACCGAUGACCAACUUGAGAUACUGGCCUUUUUUAAGAAAAGCCUGCUAUACUGGGAGAUGCUUCUGUCCUUUGUAGAUGAUUACGAUCCAGGCAGCGACUCGGGGAGCAGGGAACAAGAAAACCGGACAUCACCUGCACGGAACACCAGAGACACGAGCACCGACGCAUUUCCGCAUCCUUGGACUGGCAUUUCUUCACAGACAUCUCGUCUAUUUUCUCAGUCGAUUCGACUCUGCCGCUCGUACCGCCGCAGGGUCUCGAAGCCGAGCGGGUCAGAGGUUGCCCUGUCUGCGGCCAUGCAGGAGAUACAGGAAGCGAAGAAACUCGAGGAGCACUUGCUUGGGUUGGAAUUCUCCUCUGCCACCCCGGUAAAUCACACGGGCGACGAGAGAACGCCAUGGCUGCACCUUGCGUAUGUUGCAGAAGCCUACCAGCUGGCGUCACUGCUUCAGCUGUACUUGACGUUUCCAGGCUUGGUGGCGUUGCGCCUGCCGUCGGAUUCUGGUCUUGAAACGAGCGGCAGCGUUCCCUGCGAUAAAUGGACCAUUCCAUUGGCGCUUCGCCUCACCAAACUUCUGGAGCAAAUCCCUCCUGAAUCUGGCAGUCGUGUGAUUCAGCCUCUACUGUACAUUUGUGCCAGCACAGGACUCUGUUACAACAUCUCGCCUUGCUCGCUAAUUCCUGCAUAUCAGGCGGACACGGUUGUUAGCGAAAGCCGGCCUGUGACGUUGGGUAGCCUCGACAUCCUGGGCUACGUUAAUCAGAUGGAUACCAACGAUGGUGACCAGUCAGAUGCAGCCCCCGUGCCUGAAAUAGCUGUUGAAAUUGGAAAUGCUCGCAACUUCAUACUAAGGCGUCUGGAUACAUUAGCGUGCACUCUGCAUCCGAGACCGAUCGUGGUUGCAAAACAGCUCGUCGAGCAGAUUUGGGCUGCGUACGAUGACGAAUCUCGGGGCUGUACAUCCGGGCACUGGCUGGAUGUGAUGGAGGCGCAAGAUUUACGUUCACUGUUCGGAUGA
Molecule: messenger RNA, 2052 nt
Organism: Metarhizium robertsii ARSEF 23
Lineage: Eukaryota; Fungi; Ascomycota; Sordariomycetes; Hypocreales; Clavicipitaceae
Product: Zn(2)-C6 fungal-type DNA-binding domain protein
Exons: 2
Coding region: 1-2052 (683 amino acids)
Biological process (GO): positive regulation of transcription by RNA polymerase II
Cellular component (GO): nucleus
Molecular function (GO): zinc ion binding; DNA-binding transcription factor activity, RNA polymerase II-specific; transcription cis-regulatory region binding
Source: RefSeq, a predicted model, not a curated record